This is a messenger RNA of Mytilus californianus (California mussel), 3279 nucleotides long. RefSeq lists its product as uncharacterized. The record is from RefSeq and is a predicted model, not a curated record. Gene Ontology annotation, cellular component: cytoplasm. The transcript has 2 exons. Gene Ontology annotation, biological process: N-acylphosphatidylethanolamine metabolic process. NCBI's taxonomy places the organism in Eukaryota, Metazoa, Mollusca, Bivalvia, Mytilida, Mytilidae. Gene Ontology annotation, molecular function: glycerophospholipid phospholipase A1 activity; A2-type glycerophospholipase activity. Bases 50 to 1288 code for a protein of 412 amino acids.
UCAUAUGAGACAUGCCCGAGAAGACAAGGAGAUUAUUUAAGUGUUCAAAAUGUGGAAGAGGAAAAUUUUCAAAUGCAAAAAGAUAAGGACUGGAAAUGAUUACGCUCUCAGACAGACUUACCUACAAAGACCGCCGUCUGAACAAACAGUGAAACAUUUAACCAAGCAACGACAAAACUCAUCAGAAAAACCUGAUGUUAUGAAGAUAGCUGAAGAUGAUGAAAUUACAGAAGAUCCAGAAAUUGACGAAUCUAACAAAAUAGAAAGUAUUAAGGAAAAUCAUGAUGAUCUUGACGGUAAAAAAAAAAUAAAGACAAAACCUGUUGCAUGCAUUGAAUGUGUAAAACCCAUACAGGUUUUCAAAAGAGAAGAAAUAAAUAGAGGGGAUCAUAUCAAAUUCCAUGGGCGAAUAUAUGAUCACCAUGCAAUUGUAGUCGAUGUAAAACAUUCAGAAGAGAAAGAUCAUAAAGUAGUCGUGAACUUGGUGCAUGCAUCAAACACGGCAUCUGGUGUAGUAUAUGCUUGCAUACGGCCAUGUGCUAGCAAAGCAAAACUAUUAAACGAAACGAAACAAAUAAAUUUGAAAAAGAUUAAAGUGAUGGUUUAUAAAUAUUCGGAUACAAUUAAACAUUCUUUGCCCGAAGAGAUCGUCAAUAGAGCGGUGACAGCGAAAUCAAAUCCUGAUUUCCAUUACAACUUACUAAAUAAUAACUGCGAGCAUUUUACAACAUGGUGCGUUACAGGAGAGAGACUUAGCUUGCAAGUUAGAAAAAUAAGAAUGGUAGUGCGACUUUUUUUGAAACGAGGAUUUAAAGGUAUCGGCGACGAAGAACUUCGAAAUAGAAUUGAAUGUGAAAAUGGAAUGCUCUGUAAACCGUGUUUCGAGAGAAAUCGAAAAUUAUUAAGUGUUGCAAAUCAACCAAUCAAAUCAAAAGAUGACGUGAAGAUCGGUGAUAUUAUAAAAUACAAAUAUUACAGAUGUUGGCAUGCUGCUGUCGUGCUAGAAAUUGAAUCACACGACAGGUCACUGGAGUGUAAAAUAGCUCAUUAUGCAUUUCGUGGUUUACAUAGACAUAGAAAAAUUCGGGAGGAAACAUUAAGAAUUCCGUUCGAUGGAAGUGUAAAAGUAACUGAUUUCUCCAAGACUGACUAUGCUGUCUACGCUCCAGAUGAAGUGGUGGAAAGGGCCCGAAGUAGGUUUGGCGAAAAACGUUAUGAAUUUUUUUCAAAUGAUUCAAGUCAUUUUGCUCGUUGGUGUAAACUUCAAUUGUACAGAUAUCGAAAUUGACCGCUACUAAAACCUAUAUUGUUACAUGCAAUAUUUAGGAAACGUAUGCCUAAAAUAUGUCUUUUAGAAAUUUUUGUAUGUAAUUAGUUGCAUAUCUGAUAGUUACAUAGUAAAAAUGGUAAAAUAGGUCAAUCUCAAAAACAUAUUAAGCAUUGAUGAAGGAUCUUGGAGUUUACUUUCAAUCCCAGAUUUUUAUCCGAUAAAACAAAUCAAUGGGUUUAGUUAGGAAUCAAUGAACUUUUUUUUUCCUGAAUCUUGGAAUUUCGACUUCUUCUUGUCCUUCAUCAGAGUCGAGAUCCCAUAUGUUCUCAUGAGUGUUAAUUUUAUUGUUGUCCUUGUUUGAAAAGUGUUCCUUGCUUCGGUGAGAUUUUGCUAAUUCGUCAAAGUCAACUUCCAAUAGUAAAGUAUCUAUUUUGCUCGAAUGAAGACCUUUUGACAAUGAAGUGGGAUAAUACUGAACAAGAACUCAAUGUGUUUAUUCAACAUGCCAACGAUGCUCAUCCCUCAAUAAAAUUCACUUUUUAAAUCGUUGGCUCUAAGAUAACAUUUUUUGACACAGCCCCGAAAGAGAGGGAUGGAACCAUAUUUACUGAUCUGUAUUGCAAGCCCACAGACAAACAUCAAUAUCAAUCUUCUCCUUUGAGUUGUCAUCCUAAACAUUGCAAUAAGAGCAUUCCCUACAGCCAGACAAUCCGAAUAAAACCACCAUUGAUACCAUAAAAAGGCGACUACAGAAACUUCGCCGACACCUAACAUAUUGGGCUACAGAAGAAAAGACAUUGAUAGAGGUUUCACUCGUGCUAACAACAUCAGCCGAGGUGAACUUUUAUAAUAUAAAGAAGAAAAGGUCAACAAAAGAGUGCCGUUUGUGCUGACUUACUAUCCCAAAUUUGACAAGUUAUCACACCUUUUCGCGAAAAUUGGAAAGAAAUCGAAAAACGUCCUACACUGUCUUCCCCAAGCCACCCGUACUGGCUUUCCGUAGGCACAAAAGCCUCAAACACUUUGUCCUCUAAAUCAGGCUCUUCGUCAGUGGGAUCUUGCCAGGGGUGUGGAAACAAACGAUGUCUGAUUUGCAAUUAAAUACUAGUACUGAAUACCCAUAUUUUAACAGUAACUCCACUGGUACGGAAUACACCAUAUUUUGCAACGUAAAUUACAAGACUGCAAAUGAUGUGUAUCUUAUACUGUGUAAAUGUGGUAAACAGUAUGUUGGUGAGUCAGAACAGCCAUUUCACAAACGUAUGUACAGCCAUCGUAGUGACUAUGAAUGCAAGCCAGACCUUUCUCUAAGUCGACAUUUGAGAUUCCCUCAAUCGACUGACUAUAACCAUCAUAUACCACAACACUACUUGGUCAGGGGGGACAGACUUACUCGGAAAAGAUUUUGGAUAAGAAAAUUAAAAACGUUGGCACCAAAUGGGAUCAAUGAAAAGAUGUAGUUCUAAUCGCGCAGUGCUUUUUGUUUAGGUUGUAUUAUUACGCAGUCUCUGUUGUAAUUCCUUUACCUUCGUCAACUGAAUUUCUAGCAGUAUACCAGUUUAAAUCGCACGGUGCUCUUCGUCUGAGAUGUAUAAAUGCGGAGCCAUGGUGUAAUUACUUAACCUUCUUAAAAUUUCAAAUAUGAAACUUAAAAAUUAUACCCGUUCAGAUCGAAAAUUGCUAUUCAUUUGAGAUGUAUAAAUACGCAGCUUCUGUUGAAAUUACUUAACCUCUGUCAACAUAUCAAAAUAAGUAAGACAUAACGUGACUUCGAUGACGUAGCAAUCCGCCAUCUUUAGUAAAUUUGACUCAGAAAUUGCAUAGGCCCUUCAAUAAACUAUAUUUUUACCGUUAAUCCGACCUGUUUUCUAACUUCGGCUGCUCUUCCCUUUAUCUUCGAACAUAAAUAUUUCUUUAAAUGUUGACCCUGACAGUUUGAAUUUAGAUGAAAUUACGUCCCUGAUCAAUUGUAAAUAUUGCUAUUUUUCUCCUCCUCUGCCCGUUGACUG